Molecule: messenger RNA, 1912 nt
Organism: Megalops cyprinoides (Indo-Pacific tarpon)
Lineage: Eukaryota; Metazoa; Chordata; Actinopteri; Elopiformes; Megalopidae
Product: BTB/POZ domain-containing protein KCTD12-like
Exons: 1
Coding region: 242-1123 (293 amino acids)
Biological process (GO): regulation of G protein-coupled receptor signaling pathway; protein homooligomerization
Cellular component (GO): presynaptic membrane; postsynaptic membrane
Molecular function (GO): protein binding
Source: RefSeq, a predicted model, not a curated record
UAAUCUGUAAUAUAAUCUCUGUGAUAUAAUUUUGAUUGUUGUUAUGGUAUUGAUGAUAAAUUUCGCGCAGUGAUCAUGUCUCCACAAUGAAGGCGAAGAGUUAACAGCUAUCGCUCAAAUCUGCUUUCUCCUCCUACGACGCGCCGCCUCAUCCAGCCUACUUAAACAAACCGCUAAACCUGCUUUUCAUACUUAAGAUCUUUCCUCGUCUCAUUUCGCUGAAGCUCGGAGUUGAGCAGAAAUGGCUUUGGCAGAUGACGCACGUGGGAUAUCCAACGGCGCAGACAACGGAUCCACAUUUUCUGAAAUAAUUGAGCUAAAUGUUGGCGGGCAGGUUUACAUUACUCGACACACGACUUUAACAGCCGUCCCAGACACUCUUCUCUGGACCAUGUUUAGCCAGAAGACCCCUAAAGAUCUGGCCCGAGACAGCAAAGGACGCUACUUUUUGGACAGAGAUGGCUUUCUGUUCCGUUACAUUUUGGAUUACCUGCGGGACCUGAACCUUGUUUUGCCCGAUUACUUUCCAGAGAAAUGCAGACUGCAGAGGGAAGCUGAAUUUUUCCAGCUACACGAGCUCUCCAGGCGCCUUAGCCCCAAAGUGAGCAAGGAGGACUCCAUCAGUGAGGAUAUAUCUCAGAGCGACCCCGAGGAGGCUGCGUUCCUGAGCGCGGUCGGGGGCUCCGUGGCCAGCAUGGAAACCUUGCGCCUUGUGCCAUCCGCCAGAAGCGCCCACCCUCGCUCUCCGUCCCUGGAGUCUCGAAGAUCAGGCUACAUUACUGUUGGAUACAGGGGCACGUACACCAUUGGAAGAGACAUCCAAGCCGAUGCAAAAUUCAGGAGGGUGGCCAGAAUUACUGUGUGCGGGAAGACGUCUCUUGCAAAGGAAGUGUUUGGAGAUACCCUGAACGAGAGCAGGGACCCGGACAGACCCCCAGAGAGGUAUACGUCCCGGUAUUACUUAAAAUUUAAUUUUCUGGAGCAGGCAUUUGAUAGGCUGACGGAGGCUGGCUUUCAUAUGGUAGCUUGCAGCUCCACGGGUACUUGCGCUUAUACCAGCAAUGACCCCAACGAGGAUAAGAUCUGGACAAGCUAUACUGAGUAUGUGUUCUGUCGAGAAUGACCACAGCUGUUGAAUCAUAAGUAAACUGAAGCGCAAACGAAAUUGUUGCUACUUGUCCUUUUCCAGCGUGUUUUUCCCAUUGUAAACAGAAUUUCAGUUACCGUGGAUACUACAUGUGACCGUGUAUUAAUACUUUGCUGAAACUGCUCUCCAACCUAUUGCAGCGUUUUGACAUUUCCACAGAAGGACUUUUAGUGUAUAUAAAUACCUGAAGUUGUAAUGUGCAAUUUUUAAAGUUUAUUAGGGCGAUAGGGAGAAAGGUAGAGAGGGCGACAAAGAAAGGACGCGGAAAAUGAACGCUCAGUUAUCUUGUUUGUUUCUAUAUUCGUACACUCUGAAUCACAAUUGCAGUAAAUGUAUCCUAUCAUGAAUCACAGCAGGUGAUAUCCUGAGGUUAAUGUAUUUGUGUUUUAUACGCUCGUAAAUUAAUGUAUAUCUUGGCAAAUUAGGCUGUUAGAAGAAAAAAAAAAAGAUUAUGCAAAAAUCAUACUACAGUACAGUAUGUUCUAAUGUUCAUAUUAUGUAGCAUUCAUGGAUUUAUUCCCGGUAGAUUUUGUAUAUUAUAAGAGAUGCUAGGGACCAUUUCGGUUCAUCUUAAAAAAAAACUCCAUUCUGGCUGUAUGGCUAGUUUGAAAUAUCAGGAAUUGUGCACAAAAAAUAUCUAAAUUAGCAACUGUCAGUGAUCAGUUUGCGCUGGUGUCAGUGAAUCCAGGCAAUGUUUCUUGACAUUGCGGAGCAUAUUAAGAUGCAUGCUAUGUACUUCCAUCAGAGUGUAUGAAAAAAUAUAUU